CUGUUAUCGUAAACGCCUUGGUUUCAAUUACGAACCUUGUUGGUGGCCAGGAUGCUGCCAGAAAGUACAACGAGUUUACCGUUGAAGAGUUGCAGGCUAUGUCUCUCUUGAAACGUCUUUCGCUCAACGACUGGAGAUUGGAGCUCUUCACAUUGUCGUUCAUUGCCGGUUUCGUUGUUUUGUUUUGGAUUGGUGACAGAUAUAACACCUACUUGGUUAAGAACUUCUUGGCUCUGGUCAAAGGUGCCUUCACCAACAACUUCUACCAGUUUGGAGUUUCUCCCACUGAAACAUAUAUCAAAGAUUCAUCGGAAAGUUAUUCGUCCUACGCUACAGGUAGGGAAAACAUUGCCAAAGUCAAUAUUGUUUUCAGAUUGAAGCCUAGACACAAUCUCUUUGUCUGGAUCAUGGAAACCGCUUUGUCUUUCUUCACUACAUCUGUGCCUGCUCCUUCUGAUAAAGUCGAAAUUACCAUCACUCCGGCUAACAGUAACGUCUACGACAACUUCAUUGCUGCUGUUGUAUCCAAGUUGGGUAUGAAUGACUUCAGAAAAGAAAACUACUUCUUGUCUUUGACCAGAACUUCGGACUCGUCCAACUUGCCUGAAUCGUUUGUCUACAUGAGUGAAGUCAACGAGUUCCAGGAGAAGAUCACCACUCCCGACUUGAAGAAUGCUUUGACUUUGCAAGCUGCCUCUUUCAUCAGAUUCAUCGCUUUCACAGAUCAGCCUGCUGAAAAGCCGGAAUCACUCCAGGAGUUGAUUCCUCGUAGAAGAGUAGUUUUCUCCAUCAACUUGACUUCCAACAAGAAGGAGCUUGCCCAGGUUCAAGAAAUCUUGGAAGCCUUGUUUGCUAUUGUGGACAAGUUAGCUACUAAGGAAAUUUCAUUCAGAAGCGAAGCCGUCAAGAAGGUUGUUAAGACUAGAGAAAAUGAAAUCGCCAAGAUCAAUAAGAUCAAGGAAGACAUCAAGCAGGAAGAGUUGGCUGAACAAAAAGCCCAACAAGCCAGGGAAGAAAGAGACAAGUUGAGAUCCUUGUCCAGAGAAGAACAACUCAAGGUUGAAAAGAAGGCCCAGGAAAAGAAGCAAAGAAAGUUGGCAAAGAAGCAAAGAGUUAGAAUGUAAUGUCUAUUGUUCUACCAGCUCUUCUUCAGUUCUACCCUACAGUAGUAGUAAUAUUAAAAACACUCUUGAAUGCGUAUAGACAGUCAAAUUUUUAAUCAGUCUGGAAAUCAAGAAAGUCAUAAUACUUUUAUGUAAUUGUCCAUAAUGCUUUAUGUAAUGUCAUACAUAUAAUACAAGUUUACCUAGCUUUGUAU
Scheffersomyces stipitis CBS 6054 is the source of this 1318-nucleotide messenger RNA. RefSeq lists its product as uncharacterized. Gene Ontology annotation, cellular component: endoplasmic reticulum. The transcript is spliced from 2 exons. Gene Ontology annotation, molecular function: calcium ion binding. Gene Ontology annotation, biological process: endoplasmic reticulum calcium ion homeostasis. Bases 99 to 1124 code for a protein of 341 amino acids. NCBI's taxonomy places the organism in Eukaryota, Fungi, Ascomycota, Pichiomycetes, Serinales, Debaryomycetaceae. The record is from RefSeq and is a predicted model, not a curated record.